GAUGUGGCCGGACAACGUGGGCCUGCCUAUUGGGGGAGGGAGUGACCCUAACUACUAUAUGCUGGAGGUUCAUUAUGACAACUCUCGCCGAAUGGAAGGCGUCGUGGACGACUCUGGCCUGCGCUUGCUCUACACGAAGGAGCUGAGGAAAUACGACGCAGGCGUCUUGUCGGUGGGCCACGUAGUUGAAAAGGGCCAGGUCAUUCCUCCCGGGCAGUCCUGGAGAACCAUCGGCCACUGCGGCGGCCCGUGCCUCGAGGCGGUCCUGCCUCCUGAGGGCAUCAAGGUGAUCCAGGUCCUCCAACACGCGCACCUCCUCGGCAAGGCACUGACCCUGAGACACAUCCGUGGCCACAGAGAACUGCCCAUCAUUGCCCAGGAUUUAAAUUAUGACUUCAACUACCAGAUAUCCAGGAGACUGAAGAAGGAAGUGACUGUGCUGCCCGGAGACUCCUUCAUUCAAGAGUGCCUGUAUGACUCUAAGGGCAGAACGGACCCAACCUUUGGCGGCCUUGACUCCGGGGAUGAGAUGUGCCAGUCCUUCCUGCUGUAUUACCCCAAGAUGCCCCUGACUUACUGCGCGUCACACCCCGCCCUGGGGAACAUCUACCGGCCACUCGGGGUGAAGAACAUCCAGACACUGAAUAAGGAAGUGAAUGAGGAGGGCGAGAGGAAGCUGGUUGAGGCACUCUUGGAGAAGAAGGAGAGGCCCGCUAUAAAGGAGUACGAUUUUGGAAUGAUCUACAAGAGUAUGGCAGUCCAUGAACCCAGCUCAUUAAGUAACAAGACCUUGUACGACAUUUUCCACGAUAAGAAGACAUGGAGAGACAAGGGCAGGAUGCGGACUCUGCAAAAACUAACUGAAUAUGGCACUCAUCGCAUGAUGUGUCGUAUUAAUGGCCAAGGACAGUUUCAUGACUAUGAGUACCCACACUUCACCUCAAUCAAAACGCUGGACAGUGAAUGUUCAGAAGCCCACGAAUCUCUAGUCUACCAUCUCGUACCCUCAGAGGUGCCAAAGGGAGGUUCGUCCAGCCACGCCCUGCAGCCAGCCAUCCCUCAUUCUCUGCUGCUCGGCUCUGUGUCUCUCUUGUUCGUUCUCCUCAAGUAAAGAUUAUUGGCCCCGAGGAACAACCUCCUGGAUCUUCUACUGAAUACGUAUAAUCUAAUAAGGGAACGUUCAGGGGUAGCCUACUUUACCUUGCCCCUGGUCGGUAAAGAAUUUUAACCUUUUAGCAUCGUGUAAUCAGUCGCCCUCAGAAAAAUUAUAGGAAUAAAAUUAUGCAAAUAAAGUAAUAACGAAAUAAUGGGAGUAAUAUAAUGCCAACUAGCCUUUUUCCUCUGUUUGUGUGCUGUUUUUGUGAGCUUUGAGGCGUUCUGUGCUGGGAGCUUGUGGUGUGCUGGAGGACGACACAAUCAGGAGGAUUACUGCAUACUACUGACCGCUAAGUGUUCUGAUUUAGUAUUUACCUAGUUAGGUAGAGAUCCACAGUUAGUUCUAGGCCACGUGUAUUAAGCUUCCCACACCUACACCAACUUCAACACUCUUUCACGCGAACCGAGUGCUACACGGUUUUAUAUUACUUUUGUGUUAAUACAGCUUUAUCUUAUUUACGUAAGUGAUUUCUCAGUAUAAUAAUAUACGCACGUGUUUUGUCUUGGUAGAUAGAAAUGACCGCGCCUUUUUUCCGAGCCACACCCUCUUCCCCGGGGAGUUGACCUGACUGCGACCUGACUGCAGCUGCUGGUUUGUUUUCCUAGAUACACGUUUUUCCCAAGAGAUUUGACCUGACUACCUCACCGCAGCUGCGGAAUCUUGUUAUUAUUCUAACGCGCCAAAUUAUUUUUGUCUUGCCUCGCCCAUAUCUUCACCAUGCCGUCCCUCAAGCGUUGCUCUGGGUGUGGCCUUCGCAUAGCCAAGCAGUACUUUCUUUCCAAGGACGUUUGUAGGUUCUGCGUUAAAACUCAGAAACAUGGAAACAUGGAAAUGCAGGCAACAGAGACCCUAUUGGCUCAUUACGAGGUCGCCCGCUUGGGUGAUUUAAUCUGCUCGACCGCCACUUGGGGCUUGAUGAGCAGAUGAAAGCCCCUCGUUAUUCAGUUUACUCCCGACGCAGCGAAAUGACGGUCGAUUCUAUAUUUGAAGGAGUUGAUGGUAUUCGCAUUUACUACUUCUGAGGGAAGAUUGUUCCAGUGGCGGAUGACUCGGUUUGAAAAGAAACUCCUUCCAAUGUCUGUGUUACAUCGACUCGACUGAAUGGGUAAACCGUUAUUUCUAGUUCUUGAGUUUGUUUGCAGUUCAAAGAAUUUGGAGUAAUCGACGUUAUUGAACUUUUUUAGAUACUUGAAGACUUGAAUCAUAUCCCCUCGCGGGCGUCUUUUCUCCAAUGUAAAGAGAUUGAAUCGCUUGAGUCGUUCCUCGUACGGUUGAGCCCUUACGGUUGGAAUCAUCUUUGUGGCGCGUCGUUGAAUCCUUUCCAGUAAAGCAAUGUCCUUUCUGUAGUUAGGGGACCAGAACUGUACUGCAUACUCGAGGUGCGGGCUUACCAUGGAAUUAUACAAGGAUAGCAUCACGUCUGGUGUUUUACACUCGAAGUUCCUCGCUAUGAACCCGAGCAUAGUGUUGGCUUUGUUGUAUGCUUUUCUACAGUGAUUCGCGUGUUUCAGGUCACUGCUGAUAGUGACUCCAAGAUCCUUUUCCUCCUGCAUCGCCUGCAGAGGUCUCCCAUUCAUGAUGUAUGUGUGGUUACUAUUCUGGGACCCAAUGUGCAUGACUUUGCAUUUGUCAACAUUAAAAGACAUUUGCCAUUUUUCCGACCAUUCGAUAAUGUGAUUGAGGUGUUUCUGAAUGAUUUCGCAGUCGGUCUUUGUGAGGGCCUCUCCACCCACCUUGGUGUCAUCUGCAAAUUUCGAUAUUGUGGAUUUCAGUCCUGAUUCUAGGUCAUUGAUAUAUAUGAUAAAGAGGAUGGGUCCCAGCACUGACCCUUGAGGCACUCCACAAGUGACUGGAAGCCAAUCGGAAGGCUGUCCGUUGAGUAGUACUGUCAGGACCCAGAAGACGAGGAAACAGAGGAGUGAGAUAUACAACUGUGUAAACAUCUGACAGGACAAACACUAACAAAAAGGGUGACAUAUAUAUAAGUGUAAACAUCUCAAGUACCAAACAGGGAAACAACGAGGGUAAAGGAAAACAGAUACCCAGAGAGGAAAGGCAGGUAUACAACUGUGUAAACAUCUGACAGGACAAACACUAACAAAAAGGGUGACAUAUAUAUAUGUGUAAGCAUCUCAAGUACCAAAGAGGGGAAACAACGAGGGUAAAGGAAAACAGAUACCCAGACUCAGAUACAGAAAACAGAUGCCCAGUGGGCGUGGUCAGAAAGUGUGAACAACCAUUGAAAAAGACUCUGACCCGUGACGUCAGUUGUGGCGACAUGUUAUGAGCCAAUAAUUUAACAGAGAAAUCACUGUGGGAGUGUCUUAAGACUGACUCACGAAUAGCAGGAGAAGUAAAACAAUACAACAUAAUGAGCGAGCAGAUGGGUGUGACAGGAAGUAUUGGCCAUUGGUUAUGUAGAAAAUUAAGGGCGUGUCAAGGAUGUAAGUCCGCCUAAAGCAAAGAAAAAUGUGGCCUAGAAAUCAGUGGUAUGAGUAGACCGAGCUUGGUUCUCGCCUCAAGCAGACCUGCUACUCACUCAGCCGAGAAUGGCUGUUGUGAUCUUAAUCGUGAGUAGAAAUUCGAGAAUCUAAGGGAAACCGACUGUAUUGUCCUGGAGAUUAUAAUGUAGGAGAUGUGAAGUAGGAUUGUGAGUGGGACAGGAUUGUGAUUAUUUGUUUGCGAUGUAAAGCAAAGGUAAAACCACUGGGUGUGGUAUUUGGUGCUUCCGUGACUUGUAGUAGAUUAUACUAUAGGAAUGUGUAGUAGGAUUUUGUGAAGAGAGUACAUAAUGAUUGUGAUGUAAGCAGAGAGAUACAAACCACUGCUUGUGGAACGACGAGUGUUAUUAUUAUUGGCAACAACUGAGCACCUAUUGUAGUAUUAUGUUUAAGACAUGUCGUUUGUCAUAUGUUGCAUCCAUUGCUGAAUAUGCCAGUGUUAUGAUCGUCUGAGCACAGAAUAUUGCGUAAGGCAAUUACUUUCAUUUAAUUUUAAAUAAAUGUAUAUUUUCUUU
Messenger RNA from Eriocheir sinensis (Chinese mitten crab), 4172 nucleotides. RefSeq names its product DBH-like monooxygenase protein 1. The record is from RefSeq and is a predicted model, not a curated record. Lineage: Eukaryota; Metazoa; Arthropoda; Malacostraca; Decapoda; Varunidae. Gene Ontology annotation, molecular function: copper ion binding; dopamine beta-monooxygenase activity. Bases 2 to 1111 code for a protein of 369 amino acids. Gene Ontology annotation, cellular component: secretory granule membrane. The transcript is spliced from 9 exons. Gene Ontology annotation, biological process: octopamine biosynthetic process; norepinephrine biosynthetic process; dopamine catabolic process.